CUAUGCUUGGCGGCAGGAAACGGGCAUGAGACGGUCAUAAAAUUGCUUCUCGACACCGGCAAGGUCAACUUGCAUUGGGAGGAGCUACAGACGGCGCUGUGGCUUGCGGCGCAAAAAGGCUAUGAAGCGAUCGUUAAGAUGCUUCUCGAUACUGGCAAGGUUGACGCAAAUGCUCAGGACUGGUAUGAACGGACAGCGCUGCAUAGGGCGGCAGAGAAUGGGCAUGAGGCGGUUGGUAAGCUACUCACUCAGCCUUUCACAAUCUUUCCUCCUGCAAGAAUUGAUCUUGGUUUAGCAUAA
Neurospora tetraspora is the source of this 300-nucleotide messenger RNA. Its product is annotated as ankyrin repeat-containing domain protein. The annotation marks the transcript as partial. The transcript has a single exon. NCBI's taxonomy places the organism in Eukaryota, Fungi, Ascomycota, Sordariomycetes, Sordariales, Sordariaceae. Gene Ontology annotation, molecular function: protein binding. The record is from RefSeq and is a predicted model, not a curated record.